AUGGAAAACUAUACUCGUUGGAAAUGGCAUGGAGAAUGUUCUUAUGCUGUCAGACAUUGUUUGAGUGAGGGUUCUGAAUCAGUAGAGCAGAUUCCUGAUUUAGGAGGAAAUGAAGAUGUAGGUGUGCUCAGUGAUGAAGAUCACGAGAUUUCGCCAGACUCGAAUAAGUUUAUGCAGUUCGUAGAGGAUGGAGAUAAGCCUCUAUAUCCUAGUUGUACCAAGUCAACCAAGAUGAAUGGUUUUGUACCAGGGUCCGUCAAUUUGGCUAAGAAAACUCUUUUCGUAUUAGGGAUGAAGUACGAGAAGAUUGAUGCUUGUCCAAAUGACUGCAUCUUGUAUAGAGACCUGGAUGUUGAUGCUAAAAAAUGUCCAUCUUGUAAUGCAUCAAGGUGGAAACUAGCGAAGGACGGAUCUGAGAAAGUAGGGGUACCGGUGAAGACAUUGUGGUACUUUCCACCCAUCCCAAGGUUUAGAAGGAUGUUCCAAUCGACAAUUUUUGCUAAGGAACUUACUUGGAAUGCCAGGGGUAGAAAGAAAGAUGGAAUGAUGAGAUAUCCAGCGGAUUCUCUAACUUGGAAAAUGAUCACCUAUAACCUUCCUCCAUGGUUAUGCAUGAAGAGGAAGUACAUGAUGCUAACUUUGUUAAUUUCGGGACCUAAGCAGCCCGGAAAUGACAUUGAUGUCUAUUUGCAGCCUUUAGUGGAUGAUUUGAAAGUCUUGUGGGAUGGGAUUGAGCGAAUGUACGAUUCUGUAAGAGGAGAGUACUUUAAGCUGAAAGCGGUAUUCUUGUGGACUAUAAACAAUUUGCCCGCCUAUGAGAACUUAUCAAGGUGCGUUGUGAAAGGAUACAAUGCGUGUCCAAUCUGUGUUGAUCAGACCAAACUUUAUCGGUUGAAACACUCGAAGAAAUUGGUAUUUCUAAGGAAUCGAAGACAACUGCCACGACAUCAUCCUUACCAAAAGCAAGCUUCUGCUUUCAAUAGCACUAUAGAAAAAGAUGAUGCUCCUACACCAUUAACAGGAGAGGAGACAUUUGCAAGAGUUCAAGGUCUGCCUAAAGCAAGUGGGAACACUAAGGAUGGGGUUGCUGCUAGAUUGGAUAUGGAUGAUAUGGGGAUACACACUGAUUUGAAGCCUACAGUUGGUGUAAAAAGAGACAAGUUACCUUUGGCUAGUUGGAACUUAUGGAUGUACCCCUUUGAGAGGUACAUGAAAGUGUUCAAAGGAAUGGUGCACAAUCAAACAUUUCUUGAGGGUUGCAUCGCAGAGUGUUACAUUGUUGAAGAAGAAGUUGAAUUUUUAGAGGAACGUAUGCUUCCUGAAGAUGCUACCAUUGUUGGGAUCCCUAAAAGUAGCAGACCUAGAUUGUUAAAUGGCUGCAAGCGCUUAUCAGCCCUUAAAAUCGUCACAACUAAUGGCAAACUACCGGAUAUCCCUCAUCUAUGUAUAUUGCAGAACUAUGAAGAUGUGCAACCAUAUUUCAUGGAGCAUAUGGAGUUUUUAGAGUUAAGUUUCCCAUACAACAUAAAUAAUCCUAAGUGGAUGAAGGAUAAACAGAACCAGACAUUUCUUGAUUGGUGGCUGGCUGGUGGACCAAAUAAGGAGGUUCCUCCUUUCCACGGUUACCACGUGAAUGGGGUUGAUUUUAACACUAUGGAGCAGGACAGUAAGAGAUCAAUUCAAAACAGUGGCGUCUUUUUGGUUGCAGAUGCAAUGCAAGUUGCUAGUGCAAAGGAUAAAAGACCUACAAUUGUGGACAUGGACUUUUAUGGCCGGAUCCAACAGAUUUGGGAGGUGGACUACUACAAGUUUAGGAUAAAAGAUGAGACCGUCUACUUCAGCAACUGA
Molecule: messenger RNA, 1848 nt
Organism: Fragaria vesca subsp. vesca
Lineage: Eukaryota; Viridiplantae; Streptophyta; Magnoliopsida; Rosales; Rosaceae
Exons: 8
Coding region: 1-1848 (615 amino acids)
Source: RefSeq, a predicted model, not a curated record